AUGCUUGACUUGACGAUCGAGAACAUCACAGAAAACAUGAUGAAAAUCAACUCCAUGUGUGACAACCCUCGCCUUCGAUAUCUCAUUACAAAACUUAUCAAGGCAUCGCAGGACUAUUUUCGGGAUGUGAACUUACAGUUCGAUGAAUGGGAGCAAGCCUGGCAGUUUCUCACCUGUGUAGGUGACCUGCAUCUCAGCUCUGGUCGACGCCAUUUCGUACCCAGCUAUCCCGAUGCGACGGAGUCUUCCGUGUUAGGACCAUUCCACGAUGAAGAAGCUCAUUCGUUUGAAUAUGGCCAGCCUAUCAUAUCUGAUGGGACUCCCAGAGAGCCAACAAUUGUUCGUGGCUUCGUUCGUGACACCGAUGGCAACGUGGUUCCCAAAGCCCUGAUCGAUGUGUGGGAGACCGACGGUAACGGCGUAUACGAUCUUGAUUGCGCGGGGAGCCAUUGGCAAGCUUCUUCGAAAGUUGAAGAGACAUUGGUACCGACCUGCUCAUAUGGUGUGCGAGCGACACCUUCCUCUCCUACGACAUUUUUCGAGCAGCAUUUUAUGGUCAUACAUCCCGAGUAUACCAAGUUGAUCACGGCGCUCUACUAUAGUGAUAGGAAAUACUUGGAAAGUGACACGGUCUUUGGUCUCAAGAAAAGCUUGAUUGUCGACUACCAAUGGUGUGAGGAUUUGAAUUGGCUAAGAAGCACAAUUUAA
Penicillium daleae is the source of this 708-nucleotide messenger RNA. RefSeq names its product catechol dioxygenase. The record is from RefSeq and is a predicted model, not a curated record. The transcript has 3 exons. The coding region runs from base 1 to 708 and encodes 235 amino acids. Lineage: Eukaryota; Fungi; Ascomycota; Eurotiomycetes; Eurotiales; Aspergillaceae. Gene Ontology annotation, biological process: catechol-containing compound metabolic process. Gene Ontology annotation, molecular function: ferric iron binding; catechol 1,2-dioxygenase activity.